AUGAGGAGGCACGCGCUGCAGCUCUUCGCGCGCGCGGUGCGCGCCUCCGCUCCUCGUCCCCAUCCUCAGCGCCCUCUCCAUCAGGUCCCCGCGCUGAGAGCAUCGACGGGUUUCUUCUCGACCGACGCCGCUGCAGGCGCGUCUGCAUCUGCUACUGCCGAAGCGGCGCAGGGUGGGUCGAAGUCCGCUGCGGCAACGGCUGCGGCUGCUUCUUCUGACGCGGCGCAGGCCGCUUCGAAGCCCGCGGCGGUGGCGUCGGGCUCUGACGGCGGAGGCGGAGGGGGCGGGCGGGAUGGGAAGUCACAGCAAGGGGACUCCGGGAAGUCUGUCCGAGGAGGGCCCGUCUCGUGGUUGAGUUUUCUUCUGCUGCUUGUGACCGGAGGAGGAAUCAUAGUGUACUACGACAAGGAAAAGAAGCGUCACAUUGAAGAGCUGAAGAACAAUACGAACUCAGUAAAGCCAGCACAAUCAGUAGGAACUGCUGCUAUUGGUGGUCCAUUCAGUCUUCUAAAUCAUGAUGGGAAAGCCGUCACUGAAAAGGAUUUCUUGGGUAAAUGGACGCUGCUAUAUUUUGGGUUCACACACUGCCCUGACAUCUGUCCAGAUGAACUGCAGAAGAUGGCUGCUGCUAUUAAUAAAAUCAAGGAAAAGGCAAAACUAGAAAUUGUGCCAGUGUUCAUCUCAGUUGAUCCUGAAAGAGACACUGUUGAGCAAGUCCAUGACUAUGUUAAAGAGUUCCAUCAAGAUCUCAUAGGACUAACUGGUACCUCUGAUGAGGUGAGAAAGGUUGCUCGUGCUUAUCGAGUCUACUAUAUGAAGACAGAGGAGGAGGGUUCUGACUACCUUGUUGAUCAUUCAAUCGUCAUGUACUUGAUGAACCCGAAAAUGGAGUUCGUCAAAUUCUUCGGCAAGAACUACGAUGAAGACACCCUGGCCGAAGGCAUCAUCAAAGAGGUCCGAGAGCACAAGAGGAGCUGA
Messenger RNA from Triticum turgidum subsp. durum (durum wheat), 978 nucleotides. Lineage: Eukaryota; Viridiplantae; Streptophyta; Magnoliopsida; Poales; Poaceae. The record is from the annotation of a GenBank genome assembly.